Panicum virgatum (switchgrass) is the source of this 582-nucleotide messenger RNA. RefSeq names its product 60S ribosomal protein L38. Gene Ontology annotation, biological process: translation; protein-RNA complex assembly. Bases 155 to 364 code for a protein of 69 amino acids. Gene Ontology annotation, cellular component: cytosolic large ribosomal subunit; ribosome. The transcript is spliced from 3 exons. Gene Ontology annotation, molecular function: structural constituent of ribosome. The record is from RefSeq and is a predicted model, not a curated record. Lineage: Eukaryota; Viridiplantae; Streptophyta; Magnoliopsida; Poales; Poaceae.
UACUGGGCCCUUAGGUACGGCCCAUAAAAGGUUAGGGUUUCCGCCUUGCUACAAAACCAAGCACGCGUCCGCCGCAGCCGCCGUUGUCUCGUCCUCUGCGCAUAGCUAGGGUUGGCGACUGCAGGGCUCGUGGCCUCUCCCAAGCGCAGCCAUCAUGCCGAAGCAAAUCCAUGAGAUCAAGGACUUUCUUCUCACAGCGAGGAGGAAGGAUGCCCGCUCCGUGAGGAUCAAGAGGAGCAAGGAUGCUGUCAAGUUCAAGGUUCGCUGCUCCAAGUACCUCUACACACUGUGUGUCUACGACACUGAGAAGGCCAUCAAGCUGAAGCAGUCUCUACCUCCUGGCUUGACCGUGCAGGAGGUUUAAGCUUUGGAAAUAGUGACUACAGCACCUGUGCUGGUUGCUUCGAAGAUUUGCCAAUCUACCUAAAAUUUAGUUUUUGUAGGGGACCUCUGAGUGUUUUAAAUGAAUUGCUGUGAUUGAGACAAAAUGUUAUGUGGAAGUAAUAUGAUGACUGGCGACCCUCCAUUUGAUGUUCAAAUGGACUCGUUCUUCUCUUUUCUCUUUUCAAAACAGCGCAUUUG